UUCCGACGACGUCACUUCCUCACACGGCUUCCGUCACUUCUGUUUCCAGUGGCAACUUGAGGACGCAAAACUCGCCGACGAAAUGGCAGAAGUUGAGGAAACAUUCCAGAGAGUGGAAGCUAAUAAGACCGUGAUUGGAACAAUAAUUGCCAAUGCAGAUGGUCUCCCAGUCCGAUCAACGUUUGAGAGUUCAAAGGCUGCAAGGUACGUUGGAAUCCUUGGCCACCUGACCUCGAUGGCCACCAGCACAGUGAGGGACAUUGACCCUCAGAACGAUCUCACUGUCCUCCGCAUUGGCACUAAGAACCAAGAAAUCAUGGUUGCACCAGAGAAUGGCUCUCUCGUGAUUGUCCUCCAGAGGUGUGAUGGGUGACUUAUGGUGAAAGGCACACGACAACUGGGACUUGGCGAUGAAACCUAAGGUCAAAUAAAAAUAAUUCUUCUACACAAAAGCAGACUGGGAACAAAAACAAAAUCGGCCCUGGUAUUUUUUGCUUAAACUGGCUGGAGCCUUAUAAUCAUCGGAGCACAACUGAGUAGUUUUAAAUAUCUUAUUUCUGGUUUUUUUUUUGGAAAAUCAUUUGUUUUUCCAAUGAGUAUAAUAUUAAACUAAUUGUAAACAUU
Messenger RNA from Syngnathus typhle (broad-nosed pipefish), 624 nucleotides. RefSeq names its product dynein light chain roadblock-type 2-like. The record is from RefSeq and is a predicted model, not a curated record. Gene Ontology annotation, biological process: microtubule-based movement. Gene Ontology annotation, cellular component: cytoplasmic dynein complex; cytoplasm; centrosome. Gene Ontology annotation, molecular function: dynein intermediate chain binding. Bases 83 to 373 code for a protein of 96 amino acids. Lineage: Eukaryota; Metazoa; Chordata; Actinopteri; Syngnathiformes; Syngnathidae. The transcript has 5 exons.